Carica papaya (papaya) is the source of this 1287-nucleotide messenger RNA. Its product is annotated as aluminum-activated malate transporter 10-like. Gene Ontology annotation, biological process: malate transport. Lineage: Eukaryota; Viridiplantae; Streptophyta; Magnoliopsida; Brassicales; Caricaceae. The record is from RefSeq and is a predicted model, not a curated record.
AUGAAGGGUCUGAUUUCAUGGUUUGGUUUCAAAGUAUGGAGAUUUUUGGAGAGGGCAUGGGAAAUAGGCGUAGAUGACCCCAGAAAAGUGAUACAUUGCCUUAAACUAGGACUGGCUCUUACCCUUAUCUCCUUCUUAUACUUCAUGAGACCUUUGUAUGAAGGUUUUGGAAAAAAUGCAAUGUGGGCAAUAAUGACAGUUGUGGUAGUUUAUGAGCAAACUGUUGGUGCAACUCUAUAUAAAAGUUUGAAUAGAAUGAUUGGAACUUCUGUUGCUGGAUUUCUUGCUGUUGGUGUUCACUGGGUUGCUACUCAAUCAGGCCAAAAAUAUGAGCCUUUCAUUGUUGGCAUCUUUGUUUUCAUCUUAGGUUCUGCUGCAACCUUUUCCAGGUUUAUUCCAAUAGUGAAAGCACGAUUCGAUUAUGGAGCUCUCAUCUUCAUCCUCACAUUCAGCUUGGUCACAAUAUCAGGUUACAGGGUUGAUGAAUUGCUGAAAAUGGCUCAACAAAGGGUAUCCACCAUUAUUAUUGGAACUUCCUUGUGCACUAUUGUGAUCAUGCUAGUAUGCCCUGUCUGGGCAGGUGAAGAGCUACAUAAUUUGAUCAUUCUGAACAUGAAUAAACUAGCCAAUUCCUUAGAUGGUUGUGUAACCCUGUUUUUCAACAAUGUUGAUCAAAAUAAUGAAGAAUCCCAGACAAAAUUGCUUGGCUAUAAGUCUGUCCUAAGCUCAAAGGGAAAUGAAGAAUCUAUGGCAAAUUUCGCUAGAUGGGAGCCGGCUCAUGGUCAGUUCAACUUUCGUCACCCGUGGGAACAAUACCUCAAAAUUGGAGCAGCAAUUAGAAGGUGUGCUUAUUGUAUAGAAGCUCUCAAUACUUGCUUGACCUCAGACAAUCAUAAGGCCUCUCAAGUUAUAAAGAAACAAGUAAAAGGUAGCUGCUUGAGAUUGAGUUCCAUCUUUUCAAGUGCAGUAAAAGAGUUAGGCAAAAGUAUUCAGUCUAUGCGAAAACCAUCCACUGUAAACUUGUUUGGAGAAAUGAAUAAUGCAGUACAAGAGCUUCAAAACGACUUGAAAUCUAUUUCUGAUUCACUCAAUUUAAGUCCGCCCUCAAAUCCACAAUCUCUUCCUACACUGAUGGAGAUCAUUCCACUAGUAACUUUUGUUGCUUUGCUGAUUGAAAUUGCAUCGCGGGUUGAGGUCAUUUCUAACGCGGUUGAAGAGCUAGGCAAUGUAGCUGAAUUCAAGGAUGCGGAAUCUCCAAAGAAGUCGAAACAAAAUCAGAAUAACUAA